UACAUAAUUUUCUUUACCGUUAUGGAGUUUAAUCAUAGCAGUUGAAUAAUUCAGUAUUAUUUUUUUCACUUUGCAGCUUCCCAUUCCAUCCGUUAUGUGUACACUGCGACCUCAGGAAUACCAGACUUUCCAGAGUUUGUCAAUCUGGGUAUUUUGGAUGGAAUGCAGAUCGACUACUAUGACAGCAACACCAAGAAAGUAGUGCCCAAACAGGACUGGAUGGCCAAGGCAGUGGGGUCUGACUACUGGGAUAGAGAGACUCAGAACUCCAUUGGUAGAGAGAAGAGUUUCAAAGCCAACAUUGAUACUGCCAAACAGCGCUUCAAUCAGACUGGGGGUGUACAUGUUGCCCAGAUGAUGUUUGGCUGUGAGUGGGAUGAUGAGACUGGAGUCACAAGGGGCUUUAAUCAGCAAGGAUUUGAUGGAGAAGACUUCAUCUCAUUUGACCUGAAGACAUUGACAUGGAUCGCUCCAAAACCACAGGCAGUCAUCACCAAGAACAAGUGGGACAAUAACAAAGCUGGCAAUGAGUAUUGGAAAAACUACCUCACCCAGGAGUGUAUUGAUUGGGUUAAGAAGUAUGUGGACUAUGAGAAGAGCAGCCUGAUGAGGACAGUCCCUCCAUCAGUGUCUCUGCUCCAGAAGACCCCCUCCUCUCCAGUGACCUGCCACGCUACAGGUUUCUACCCCAGGAGAGUGCAUGUGACCUGGAAGAAAGAUGGACAAGAUCACCAUGAAGAUGUGGAGAUGGGAGAGACUCUCCAGAAUGAUGAUGGAACGUUCCAGACGAGUGUCCAUCUGAAUGUGAAGCCUGAGGAGUGGAAGAACAACAAGUAUCAGUGUGUGGUUCAGGUAUCUGGUAUCAAGGAGGACUUCAUCAAGGAUCUGACUGAGGAUGAGCUUCUGUCCAACUGGGGAAAGACCAACAGGGGUGUAAAUGACCAGACCUCCAUUGGCCCCAUCAUUGGAGUGGUGGUAGCUGGCCUCCUGGUCAUUGUUGCCGCUGUUAUUAUUGGAGUCGUCAUCUGGAAGAAGAACAGGAAAGGCUUCGUUCCAGCUAACACUUCUGAUGGUGGUUCCUCCACCAACUCUGCUCCAGAAGCAUGAGGUCUCUCUCUGUUGCCAGUAUCAAACAGAGAAUCACAGACAAGAGAUGAAAGACUACAGUGAAAUCUGAAGUGAUGUUCAUCUAGACAAAAUAACAUCUGAAACUGGAUUACGAAACAAAAGUAACAUAGAGCACUUAUUACUUGAAAAAUGAAACAAAAGGGCUGGCAAGGCAGCAACAUGGAACUCACCACAUGCAGAACACAAGAAGACAUGGAA
Messenger RNA from Esox lucius (northern pike), 1326 nucleotides. Its product is annotated as class I histocompatibility antigen, F10 alpha chain-like. The transcript is spliced from 7 exons. The coding region runs from base 163 to 1107 and encodes 314 amino acids. Gene Ontology annotation, cellular component: external side of plasma membrane. Gene Ontology annotation, biological process: immune response. NCBI's taxonomy places the organism in Eukaryota, Metazoa, Chordata, Actinopteri, Esociformes, Esocidae. The record is from RefSeq and is a predicted model, not a curated record.